Messenger RNA from Trypanosoma grayi, 2288 nucleotides. RefSeq names its product calpain cysteine peptidase. The transcript has a single exon. The record is from RefSeq and is a predicted model, not a curated record. The annotation marks the transcript as partial. Lineage: Eukaryota; Euglenozoa; Kinetoplastea; Trypanosomatida; Trypanosomatidae.
GACGACCUCAACGACCGUGCCCGUGAGCUCGCGAUUGAACUGAAAGAAGCUGAGCGUGCGAAAUUCCUGGACCCGAGGCCUAACGGUGUUCCCAUUGCUGACGUCCCGAUCGACAGCGAUGGGCCCUUCCGAGACAUGGAGAUACAGAGGCUUUUGUUGUGUCAGGAGCCUAUCAAGAAUGCAACAGCAAUCAGCCAUCUUGAAGAUGCGAUGAACGAGAGAGCCUUGGAGCUUGCGGCUCAAGUGCUGGAAGACGAGCGUGCGUUCCUCGACCCUGCGCCACUUGGUAUUCCUCUUCCAGAGCUUCCUCUCGAUGAAAAUGCGGAGUUCUUGGCAAAGGAGGCCGAUCUUCGUGAGCUUAUUCGCGAUGGUCGGUCGGAAAGUCCUACUGCCAAAGCGUUGCGAAGCGAAAUGCUAAAGCUGGCAUACGAUAUUGCCGCCGAUGAAUUGGCAAGGUUUCGCGCUUCCUACCUUAACCCGGAGCUUGCAGGCCGUUUGGUUGAUGAACUUCCAUUGAAUGCCGAUCCGGAGUUUAUGAAGUUGGAGAAGCAGUUGCGCCAAGCGAUAAAGAAUCCCCAAAGCGACCCAAGUGUAAUUCAAGCAUUGAAAGAGAACUUGAACGUCAGGGCGCUCUUAAAGGCCAAAGAAAUGAAUAAGGCAGAGCGAAAAGAUUACCUUAAUCCGCGGCCUUUGGGUGUUGCCGUGGAGGAUCUCCCACUAGACACAGAUGAAAAGUUUGCUGAACUAGAGGAAGAGCGUGCUCGUCUAAAACGAUCACCUCGAAAAAAUCACGCACUGAUUGCAGACGUUGAGAACGCAUUGAAUGCUCGUGCGAUGGAACUUGCGGAGGAUGCGAUUCGUCGUAACCGCAGUUACCUGGAUCCUUUUCCUGAGGGUGUGCCGUUACAACUGCUGCCGCUUGACACAGAUCCCCGCUUUUUAGAGCUGGAGAAACAACGCGUAGCUGCCCUGUCCGCUGAGCCCUUCAGUGCAGAAAAGUUGCGUGAUGUGGAAAAGCUUCUCAACGACCGUGCACACGAGCUCGCCGUCGAACACAAGCGGGCAGCUAGGGAAAGAUAUGUAAAUCUAGACGAAGUGUCAUUGACGGCACAUGACCUUUCCCUCGACACAGAUGUCCCCUUCCACGAAUUGGAGGCAAGGCGUUUCCAGCUGCUCGCAGAAAAUCUGGAGUCGCAGGCUCACCUUGUCAGAGACCUGGAAGAGGCUCUAGGAAAGCGGGUCGCGGAACUGGCGCAAAUCCGUCGGGAUGAGCAGCGGCAAUUUCUCGAUGAGUACCCCCUUGGCAUCCCACUGUCCUCACUUCCGCUAGAUAAAAAUGCGGAAUUUUUGCAGAAAGAGGCGAUGCUGCGACAACUGCGGAUGGAUCCCCUCAGGGCCGAGGAGGUCGCAGCACUUGAAGACGAAUUAAACGCCAUGGUGCACGAUAUGGCCGCGGAGGAGAUUGCAAGAAGGUACCCGUACCUCGACCCACGACCGGAAGGUGUAUUGCUACGGUAUCUUCCGCUGCAGUCUGACCCAAAAUUCGCAUCACUCUUAUGUGACCUCGAAAACAUUCAGAGCGUUCCUCAAAAAAACCGAGAUGAAAUUGAACGUCAUAUUGCCCUACUCAAUGAUAGGGCUCAUGAGCUUGCCAGGGAAAAGAAAUGGGAGGAUCGGCAAUUCCUCAACCCUGCACCAGAAGGAAUCCCAUUGACGGAGCUACCCCUUGACGAAGACGCCGUCUUCGCCACUGCUGAGGAAGAACGUCGCCGAUUGAUGAACCUUCCCGGCACACAGUACACAGAGCAGAUUAAAAACUUAGAAAACCAAAUGCAAAAAAGGGUAACGGAACUUGCCAAAGAAAAGAAAAACAAGGAAUUUGAAUUUCUAGACAAGCGCCCUCAAGGAAUAGACAUCGACACGCUCCAUCUCGAUGAGGAUCCAAUAUUUAGAGAAACGACACAAAAACUUCGAGAACUUCUAAAACAAGCGGACUCUUCCAACAACGCUGAAAUCGAACAGCUCAAGAAAGAAAUGCAUGACCGUGUACAUGAGCUGGCGAAGGAGAGGAAGCUUGCUGAGCGCGCCUUUCUGGACCAGAACCCGGAGGGUGUGCCGCUCAGCGAGCUGCCGCUCGACGAGGACGAGAAGUUCAUGGCGAUGGAGGAGGAGCGCAGACGGCUGAUUGACGAGGACCCACGCAAGAAUGCACCGAAGAUCGCCUCCCUUGAGAGGGACAUGAAUGAGCGUGCACACGAGCUGGCGAAGGAGAGGAAGCUUGCUGAGCG